Trypanosoma rangeli is the source of this 426-nucleotide messenger RNA. Its product is annotated as alkylated DNA repair protein alkB like protein 7. The coding region runs from base 1 to 426 and encodes 141 amino acids. NCBI's taxonomy places the organism in Eukaryota, Euglenozoa, Kinetoplastea, Trypanosomatida, Trypanosomatidae. The record is from RefSeq and is a predicted model, not a curated record. The transcript has a single exon.
AUGAAACUGGCCCGGUCCUUGUGGGCAACGCUGCCAAAGUACAUGUCUCUGCGCCACGCCCCGUCGUUUCGUCAGUCGAAGCCAUGUGAGGUGAUUGGGGUGGCGACCAGACUUAUCCCUCCUGAGUGCGUUCCGGCGUUCGUCGUCUCAGAGGUGAUUGACGAUGUGGAGGAGCAGGCACUCCUCACCUUCACCGCGCCGUGGUUUUCCCGGCUUGCGUACAACGAUGGCCAUAUGGACUCGCUGAUUCACCACUUUAGGGAGUGUUAUCGCCCUUAUAGGGAAAUUGUGGGAAAUGCCGCGGGUGACGCCAACCACAGCGGCUGCGACGUGUUGGAUGAAGGAGUGAUGACGCUUGCCCGCAACGCGCUGCGGCGGUGCCGGAAGAUUGUCUCCGAGUAUCUUGUCAGCAUCACUCCUGGAUGA